UUCCCUGUAAUGCAACGCGGAAAUGACAGGAACAUGAAGAAGGAAAUUGCGGAUGCGAUGGAUAAUUUUAAAUCUACUUUCUAAUUCGACGUGGAAGAUAAGCGGUCAAAGACUGGAGCUGUAGUCAACAGCAAAUAUGGCACAGGAUACAGCAAGUUCAAAGAAGAAAAUUCAAGUCAUCUAUGGUUGAGGAAGGAAUUUGGACAGUACUACAAGAACCAAGAGCCAUACCUCCAGUUUGAUAAGAGGAAAGGAAACAUGGGGGAGCAUAAACCUGGUAGCAAUCUUGAUGAUUUGCAGAGUACACUGAAUGUUGCCGCACGAGGUGGCCGACUGGACCUUGUCCAAGAACUAAUCGGUCAAGGAGCAGAAGUGAAUAAAUGCAACAAGGGAUUAACCCCGUUGAUUGGAGCUUCAACGAAUGGCUUUCUCGAUGUUGUUGAAUAUCUGAUCAGUCAGGGUGCGGGAGUAGAUAAAGGAAAUGCAGACAGUUGGACCCCAUUACAUUGUGCCUCCCGCAAUGGACAUCUCACCGUCUGCAAUUUUCUUAUCAGCCAAGGAGCAGAUCUGAAUGUAGGUACCAGCGGUGGUCAUACACCAUUGCAUCUAGCUGCUUGGAGUGGGCAUUUUGAUGUUACCAAAGAACUUAUCAAACAAGGAGCAGAGGUGAAUAAAGAUGAUAACGAAGGUGAGACUCCUUUGCAUCUAGCGGCAAAGAAUGAACAACUUGACAUCAUCCAAGAACUUGUUACAGGAGGAGCCGAAGUGAAUAACCAAGGAAAUGAUGCAAGGACCCCGAUUCAUUUGUCUUCGUUCUACGGGAAUCUUGAAGUUACCAAAUAUCUGAUCAGUCAAGGAGCUGAAGUGAACAGGAGAAAGGGAGAUAGACGGUCUCCACUGUAUUGUGCAGCACAGAAUGGUCAUCUGGAUGUGACCAAGUUCCUACUAGAUCAAGGAGCUGAGGUAAAUGAUGGUUUGUAUGAUGGCACAACGCCAUCACAGGCAGCUGUAAAGAGUGGCCAUAUUGAUGUUGCCAUAGAAUUGAUCGGUCAUGGUGCAGUAGAUGGUCUUGUCGAUGUUUAUAAAUUGCUGUUGGGUCAAGGAGCUCUAGAGGAUAAUCAUGGUCAUACCCUGUUACAACUAGCUGCUCAGAGCGGUCAUCUUGAUAUGACCAAGGAACUUAUCCGUCAAGGAGCAGACGUGAAUAAAGAUAAUGAUACGGGAUCAACCCCAUUGCUUCUAGCUAUAACAAAUGGCUUUCUAGAUAUUGCUAAAUAUCUUAUCUGUCAUGGUGCUGAAGUUGAUAAAGGAAAUGCAGACGGUUGGACCCCAUUACAAGUUGCCUCACGUGAUGGACAUCUUGAUGUCAUCAAGUUUCUCAUCAUGAAAGGAGCGGAUCUGAAUAGAUGUUCAGAUGGUGGUUAUACAUCAUUACAUAUAUCUGUGUGGAGUGGGCAGCUCGAUGUUACCAAAGAACUUAUCAAACAGAGAGCAGACGUGAAUAAAGCUGAUAAUACUGGUGAGACUCCUUUGCACCUCGCUGCGCAGAAUGAACAACUUGACAUGGUUCAAGAGCUUGUCACAGGAGGAGCUGAGGUAAAUAACCACAGAAAUGAUGGUCGGACACCGAUUCAUUUUUCUUCGCUCAGUGGGAAUCUUGAAGUUACCAAAUACCUGAUCAGUCAAGGGGCAGAUGUUAAUGAAGCAGAUAACGACGGUCAGACCCCAUCGCAUCUAGCCUCAGAAAACGGUCAUCUUGAAAUCAUUCGACUUCUCAUCAGAGAAGGUGCUGAUUUGGAUAAGAACAGAGAUGAUGGUGUCGCUCCCUUACAUCUGGCUGUGAUGGAUAGUAACUUUGAAAUUGUCCGUUUUCUAAUAAAUCAUGGAGCCAAUGUGAACAAGGUAAUCAAGAGUGGGCGGACUCCUUUGCAUGUUGCAUCUGAAAAUGGUCAUCUAGAAAUUACCCAGUUGUUAAUCGGUGAAGGAGCUGAUGUACAUUACAUCAACAAAUCUAAUGGAGAGACGGCAUUGUUUUCAGCUGUUCGUAAAGGUCAUCUGGAUGUCACCAGAUACCUGAUCAAACAAGGAGCUAAAUUGGAUGUUACUGAAAAUGAUGUAAACUAUACACCAUUACAUAUAGCUGUCCGUGCAGGCCACUGUGAUGUUGCCAAACUCUUGAUCAGCGAAGGUGCUGAUAUAGAUAUUGCGGCAGGUUAUGGUUUGACUGCAUUACAUUCGGCUGCUAUGAACGGGAAUUUUGAUAUGACCAUGUUUCUGAUCAGUCAAGGAGCUGAUCUUGAUAAGGCUUAUUCCGGUGGAUGGUUAGCCCUAGACCUUGCCGCAGCUGCGGGUCAUGUGAGGGUUUCUAGAGCAUUGCUUCAUCGAAAAGCCGAGCUGACGGGGGAAAACUCUGAAGCAAACCUGAACCUUUGGACAGAAUUACAUUCUGUUGCAGAGAGGGGUGAUUUGGAUGCUAUGGAAGGUCUUGUUAGUCAAGGAGCUAAGGUUGAUUCGCCGGGUUCUUUUGGUUGGACUGCCUUGCACAUUGCUGCUAGUAAUGGGCACCUUGAUAUGUUGACAUAUCUGCUUGGUCAAGGAGCUGAUAUGAAUUCUGGAAAUGCCUUCGGGAGGUGUGCAUUGCUGAAUGCUACUUCUAAUGGAGACCUGAAUGUCAUUGAGUAUCUGAUCAGUGAGGGAGCAGAUGUGAAUAAAGCAAAUUGCUUUGGAAUGAAUGCUUUACAUUUUGCAUCUAAUGCGGGCAAUUUAGAUAUUGUCAAAACCUUGAUUGGGCAAGGAGUAGGAGUAGACGAAUGUGAUGCAUUUGGAGCCACUUCUCUCCAUGUUGCUUUGUAUGCUGGUCAUAUAGACACUGCAAAAUACCUGCUUAGCCAAGGUGCUCAACCUAAUAAGAGGAGUAUGUGUGACUCAGUGGUUGUACAAUUUGAUGGGCAAUAUAGUCACUAUGAUGUUUGCCGAUUUGGCAAGAGCCAUGUAGGUCAUAAGGGCAGUGGAAUGCCCGAGGCCCUCACAGUCUUCAAAGGGGCUCCAGAAAAAGAUCUGUGUGGAAGUAACUACCAUGAUCAUCAAGAGGAUGAGAGAACUGAAGGUGGGAUGCAUAUAGAGCAUUUAGAAAUAUGUUAUAGUGACCUUGAUAUUUCAUCACUCGUUCUAAAUGAAGUAGGUGAUCGGACAUCACUUCAAUAUGCAGUAGAAGGGGGUCAUCUUGAGGCUGUCCAGUUUCUGGUCUGUCAUGCAGUUGAUGUGAAUGAAUGCAACAAGUUAGGCUGGACUGCUCUCCAUACUGCUGCACAAACUGGGCAUCUUGACAUUGCAGAUUAUCUCCUUGAACAAGGAGCUGAAGUAACCGCAACAGAUGUUGAUGGUAUCUCUCCUUUACAUGUUGCUGCAUUCAUUGGCCAUCGUGACGUCACCGAAAAGUUUCUUCUGCAAGGAGCAGACGUCAAUGCUCCCACCAAGGUGAAAGGUUCAAGAGCUCUGCAUGUUGGGGUACAGAAUGGCCACCUCGCAAUCGUAAAAGACCUGCUCAGUCAUGGAGCUGACAUCGAUGCAAGAGACAGUGGCGGUUGGACCGCAUUGCACAUUGCUGCCCAGAAUGGUCACAUGGAUGUCCUGAAGUUUCUGCUUCAGCACCUUGCAGAUGUCCACAAAGUGACCUCGAAGGGAUCAUCUGCAUUGCAUUUGUCCGCUGCCAAUGGACACGAUGAAGUCUCUAGGUAUCUACUGGAGCAUGGAGCUGAAGUAAAUAAGAUUAAACCUGAUGGGCCGAUUGCUUUACUUGCUUCAGAGUCUGACCAACUAUCUGGGACAGGUCCAGAUGCUGGGUGUGCUGAUGAGCAGAAGAACUGGCCUCCCUUGAAAGGACAUGCAGAUACCGAGGGUAUGACAGGACAGGGGAAGCAGGUAAUUCAUUUUCAACUUUCCAGCAACGUUCAAAGUAGACUGCAAACCAUUUUCUCGCUACAUGGUCAACUGCAAUCAGCUGACUGGCUUCUGUCGACCAGUCUCAACACUGAAAUAGUUAUACUUGUAGUUCCUGUUGUUAAUUUUCACAUUCUGAGCCUAAACUGUGCAGUCUCAACACAUCCAAAUUUGAGUAAUUGGUAUUGA
Messenger RNA from Lytechinus variegatus (green sea urchin), 4128 nucleotides. RefSeq names its product ankyrin-3-like. The transcript is spliced from 2 exons. The coding region runs from base 259 to 4128 and encodes 1289 amino acids. Lineage: Eukaryota; Metazoa; Echinodermata; Echinoidea; Temnopleuroida; Toxopneustidae. The record is from RefSeq and is a predicted model, not a curated record. Gene Ontology annotation, molecular function: protein binding.